This is a messenger RNA of Perca flavescens (yellow perch), 2617 nucleotides long. RefSeq names its product SRSF protein kinase 3. Bases 411 to 1670 code for a protein of 419 amino acids. NCBI's taxonomy places the organism in Eukaryota, Metazoa, Chordata, Actinopteri, Perciformes, Percidae. Gene Ontology annotation, cellular component: nucleus; cytoplasm. Gene Ontology annotation, biological process: regulation of mRNA processing; intracellular signal transduction; peptidyl-serine phosphorylation. The record is from RefSeq and is a predicted model, not a curated record. The transcript is spliced from 14 exons. Gene Ontology annotation, molecular function: ATP binding; protein serine/threonine kinase activity.
AAUCCCAAAUAAUUCAAAAUCCUUGUCAACGUUUGUGCACAGGCAACAGUUAAAAGUAUCAUUGUCAGAAGACUAUCUGUAAAAUAGAUACACAUUCAUGUGACUUCCAGUGUGUGAAUGCCCAGUGACAACUGAAGUAGCAGACAAAGAGAAAUCGAGGGAUAGAGAGAUACAGAGAGACACCAACUGUAAGAUCAGCGAAAGACAUAAAUGACAUAAAGGCCUGGCAGUGGCAGUGAAUGAGGAGGCUGCUGGGGAUUUCCAUGUUUAGACCCUGCUGACUACUGCUGCUGGCGUUCCCAGCCUCCUGAGAGAGCUACAGUACCGGGACCACCCCCCCACCCCCCUUAUCUCUCAGCUGCUCAACUGUUUUCAAGUGGUGCGACAUUAAAGGCUACAUCUGCUGAACAAUGCACACCAUGCAGAGGAGUCCCCGCUCCGCCGCGGAUAUAGCUGCUCAUCAGAAUCACACGAGCGAAGCAAAGUCGUCUAAUAACUUUGAGGCCCUAGGAUGCCAUGAGCAGCUGGAUCCAAAGGACAGCCAGGACUCUGAGGACCCCAGAGAAUACUGUUAUGGGGGUUACCACCCUGUCCAGAUAGGUGACACCUUCAACAGAAGAUACCAGGUGGUGUCCAAACUGGGCUGGGGCUAUUUCUCCACUGUCUGGCUGUGUCUGGACCUCAGGCUAGGGCGGCGCGUUGCUGUGAAGGUGCUGAAGAGCGGAGCUGGCUUCACUCAAGCAGGACAGGAUGAACUUGCUCUCCUACGAUGCGCUAGUGGUCCUACGAGUCGGCAUCCCUCCAGUCAAAGGAUCGUUCAGCUGCUAGAUGAGUUCAAGCUGGCCGGGGUCAACGGGGUCCACAUGUGCCUGGUGCUGGAGCUGUUGGGGCCUGACCUGAGAGAAUGGCAGCUAUGUUUUGGAAAUCCUGGACUGACGCGGCCUUCGGUCAAACACAUACUCACUCAGGUUCUGCAGGGCCUGGACUAUCUUCACGCUCAGUGUAAAAUCAUCCACACAGACAUCAAGCCUGAGAACAUCCUGCUGUGUCUGGAGGAGCAGUCCCACAAAGUACCAGUACCAGCAGGGUUGAGCAACCCCUCCUCUCUACUGACUAGGAAAGACGCCAAUUCCAUAGAGAAGGAGCAAUUGAACCCACACAGUUUAAAGGAAAUUACAGUGAAGAUUGCUGACCUGGGCAGCUCCUGCUGGGUGUACAAACAUUUCUGUGAGGAGAUUCAGACUCGUCAGUAUCGCUCACUGGAGGUUUUACUGGGAUCUGAGUAUGGCCCGCCUGCUGACAUCUGGAGUGUCGCCUGCAUGGCCUUUGAGUUGCUCACUGGAGACUCCCUGUUUGAACCCAAAGCUGCCGAGUCCAUUUCCCUGGAGGAAGACCAUAUAGCCCAGAUCAUGGAGCUGCUUGGUAAAAUCCCACCAGCUGUUGCCUUCUCUGGUAAAUACUCUGCCGAGUACUUCAGUCGCAGAGGUGACCUUCGUCGUGUCGGUCCACUGAGGUUCUGGAGACUCUACGACGUUCUGGUGGAGAAAUACCACUUCUUCUUGGAGGACGCCACUGGUUUCUCAGACUUCCUUCUUCGCAUGUUGGAUUACCAUCCGGAGAGGAGGGCCACUGCUGCACAGUGCCUCCGCCACCCAUGGCUGACCUCUUGAUAGCCUCCUAAAGGCCGUACAGGCCUCGUCCCCAUCUGCAGUCCUCACAACCAGAUGCUGUCAGCAGUUCGACCUGGCCAAUUUCUGAACACACCAGCCUUAAACUCAAUCAGUCAGAUGUUGAGUUUUUUUUAUACUACGAGGAGCUAUAUAGAAGACUCUUUGUAUUUCCCUCAAUGAUUUGUAAAUUCCUGUGGAAUGUGCUGUUGUCCUUAUUCAACACCAGAUCGAGAAUAGGAUGCACUUUUCCACUGGAGCCCAUUACGCACUUAAUGCUACUAAGGCAGGGUUUUUUUUUUGUUACUGUAAGUCAUUGACUGUCAGACCCUUGAGUCAUAUAAUACCCCAUUUCUACCCAAAUGUGUGUGUAAAUGUGGGUAUUUUAAACACCAGUAAACCUGCUAAAUAAUAGCAGAUGGACUCCUUUCCCAUUGCCAGUAGAUGAGUAUGCAUGUCUAUUUUGUGUGUGUCAUGUCCAAUGUCAAGAUUGCGCUGGAAAAAAGCUGUUAACUUUUCCUUCUGCAGCUUUCCUAUACGUUGCACAUAACUGCAAACUCUGCUGUACAUUCACAUGAUAACUUCUCUACUAAACUUAAACUUUCCUCCAAGGAAAGCUGAUUGUUACAUUUUACCACUGCAAAAAGCCAGAUGUUAGUGGGUGUAAGUGGGUUUUUUGGCCAUUGAAAAGUAGUAUAAGUAGCAUCGGUUUUGAGGAGGAUAUAAUUCUGUAUUGUCUCUUGCUACACUGAAAGGGAAGUUGCCAAUUUGACUAAAAUUUUGAUUAGAGUUAUUAUUCAUUGUGAAUGUUAAUGAUUAAAAUGAUAAAAAAACAUCAUUGGCUUUACAUUGUAUGUACUUUAAAGUUGCUUUUCUUUCUGUUUACCUUUUGUACAGUGUAAUGUGCAGCCAGAUUAAUUGCAGUGCAAAUAUACAGUAAGUCACGUUAA